UAUAUAUUUAAACGCCUUCACAAAGUGUGAUCUACACUACAACUGGAUUCAGUGUAUUCAGAAUGAAAUUCACUAUUGUGUGGAUUUUAUUCAUUUAUAAAAUAACUUUGGUUUAUAGUUUUGUUAACCAGUUAAAGAUACAGAAACGUGUAAUCAAUGGUCAAAAAGCUGAGAAAUAUGCCUAUCCAUGGGCAGUAUCGAUAAAAGGCACAAAUCCAGUCUAUAAACAAGUAACAUAUUGCGGUUCAACACUGAUUGGUGACCGUUGGCUAAUAACUGCUGCUCAUUGUUUUUGGGCAGGAUCAUGGACAAAAUCACAUUUAAUGGAGCCGAGUAACUGGCAUGUUCAAGCUGGAAGCAAUAUAAUUGAACUUGGAGAAGAAUAUGGAUACAAAGGGCAUGUCUUGAAACCUGGAGCUACUGAACGACAGUCUCUUAUUACUACUCUGAUUAAAAGACUAAUUGAUAUCUUCUCUUCUAGAAAAGGAAAAGAAGGGGCUGUCUGGCAUACACAUUUGAAACAAAUUAUACUUCAUCCAAAAUAUAGACCUGACGAUUUGGAGUAUGAUCUUGCAGUGUUAGAGUUAGAUGCACCCUUACCUUUAGAAGAUCCUGGAGUUCAACUGGCUGAAUUACCACCAAGUGAAUAUUAUUUGACUUGGCCACCUGAAAAUGCUGAAUGCAUAUUUGUUGGUUGGGGAUGCCGAGUGAAACACGGAAAACCAUCAGCAGAAGCACAAGUAGUUCAUUUGACAACACUAACAAAUGAUGACUGUUCAUUAAUGUAUGGUCAUGCAGCAGGUUUAAAUGAUAAUCAUGAAUUUUGUGCUGGUUAUUACCAAGGUCGUGUCGGUAUAUGUUCGGGAGACAGUGGAAGUGGUUUGGUCUACAAAAAAGAUGAUAAAAAUUAUGUGGUAGGUGUGGCUUCAGCUACACACGCUACUGCUCCAGAACUCUAUCCAGGAUUGUUUACACGCGUUUCCUACUUUAGAGACUGGAUCACUGAAGUGAUAGGUAAAGGUACAAAUUCAACUGGUACGAAAUAAUCUGUAGCUUUACACUAUAAAAAACGGGAGGAUAUUUUCAAUCAUAUUUAACUUCAAAUGACAAUUAUUUUUCACUUUUAGAUUAUGUAAAACCAAAAUUACUAUUCUGGUCAUUUUUGUCUUUUCAUAUUACCGUAUUUUAAUUUCACAUGACUUGAUUGUGCAUUGAAAAUGGAUUUAUUUCAACG
Messenger RNA from Trichobilharzia szidati, 1234 nucleotides. Lineage: Eukaryota; Metazoa; Platyhelminthes; Trematoda; Strigeidida; Schistosomatidae. The record is from the annotation of a GenBank genome assembly.